Messenger RNA from Cylindrotheca closterium, 6720 nucleotides. The record is from the annotation of a GenBank genome assembly. Lineage: Eukaryota; Bacillariophyta; Bacillariophyceae; Bacillariales; Bacillariaceae.
AUGAUGGAAUGUCAGAGAUCAUGGCGUGUGGGGAUCCGCCUAUUGCUAGUAUUGCUUCCGGCACGAUUGAUAAGUGCAUCCAUUUUAUUGGGAGGAGGCAAGUAUGAAACCUUUUCUUCCAUAGAACAUCAGCAAGACAUUCAAGGCCUAUUGAAUCUCGGCAAGGAUUAUGCGUCCAUGAAAAAGGCCUCGGUCGCAGACAUCGAAGAGAUAUACAAACACGGGGAGCAUGGCGUUGGGUACACUAUGGUGAAUGGGGAACGAUUGAGGCACACACUGUCCUUUGCGGACCUUGGGCGUGCUCUGUCAGAGGAUAGUCUGGACGAGAACAACAGAAACGGCAAUAACAAUGGAAUUCGCUUGUCGGGGAAAUUCGAGAAUCCAAUGCUGUAUCUCUAUCGACACUACUUCAAAACCAGAAAGCCUAAAAUGCAACGAACAAAUGAAUUUGCGAACGAAAUUGUGCUGGACUUGCUACUUGAAAUCCAGUCGGAGCCGGCCCUGGACGCCAUGCUUGUCCUAAACGCUUGGAUGUACAUAUCCAACACUCUUCAUCAAGUUACUACGACGAAUUGUGAUAGCAAGAUCGACAUAAACUGGAAUACCAGUGACCGUCUAAAAGCUUUGGAUCGAGCAGCUGCCUUGUGGUUUGGUCUCGAAGAAGCAGAUACAUCAAACAUAAAGGAAUCAACACAGACUGGCGAUGAGGAUUCCUUGCUCGAAUGGAUGGGAUUUGGAGCAACAGAAGAAGAAAUGGUUGACAACUCUUCCAUGUUGCUGUCUCAAUUGGCGGACGAAACCAGCCAACGGCUUGGUAGCACCAGUGUCAACUAUGAAAUUGUGUAUCUUUUCAACUUUAUUCGAGACCAUUUGGUCCACCAUGGCGAGGAACUAGACAAGUGCUCCAAGGAGAGUUCCCCAUCCAACCACAUUGUCCGAGCAAAUGUUGGACGACUUAUGGAUCUCAUGGUUGUUCCGUUGAUACAGAAUCUGUGGUAUUACAACCUUCUUCCGAUGAUGGGAAACUCUUUGCCAAACCAAAACAGGCACUUCAGACCGGAUUCUACUGUUGUCCGCAAUUCAGACUUCUCCUUCCUUAAGGUAUACCAGGCGGCUCUUAUGCCCCGACUGUACGCUUGCGACCCCAAUCUAGCCGACGAAUUGGCCAUUGAUUCGUAUGAAGCGAAGCUGGAAAUGGAAGAUGACGAAUUUCGAAUCGACUGGCUGGAAACUUUUCAGAGGGAAGGUCUGGGUUGCUUCCGACUGUCUUGUGAGGAUGUUGGCUGCGAUCAGAUACAGUCGUUGCUACAGACUGAAGGUGGCAUCAGCGUUGAACUGGAUUCCAAUGUCGACGGUCACAAUGUCACCCGGGUGGGGGCAGCAGAUUUCAGUCGAAUCGAUCGUGACGUGCGAAUGUUGGAUAUUUUGUUGCAAUCGCAAGCCUACGAUGCUUCAAUUGAAAUUUUCACCUACGGCUACCACUCGGACUAUUCCUUGGGACAAUUAGCAAUGGAGGAGGAUCCAAAUGCCAGCAGUCAGAACUCUACAAAUUCUUAUGAGCUCCCAGAGCACCCGUCUCAAGCUGUCAUUUUUCGAAACUAUAACCGUCGCAUGAACAUUACCUUUGCAGGCAAUGAAAUCAUGUCCACUUUAAAUAGAGGUGGAGCUCGUGCGACCACUUUGUUGGACGAGGUUCGAGCCACUGUUCUCGGUAAUAUUCAGGCCAAUGUUCUGUAUCUAUCCAUGGCGACAUCCUUUGAGUUAUCUAUAAACCAAUGCGAACGUGGAGAUAAAGAGUUGACAUUGAAGUUUUGGGAUCAAGGGACUGCGAUUUACUUUGGAUCGAUCGAAGGAAGAAAGAUUUUUUAUGGUGGAGGGAACACGACUGACGGGUUCACAUCUCUCUUUGGAUUGACUCGACGAAUGAAUACUUUGUUUGAAUCUCCCAGUGAGAGUGGACAUGAUGACGUUGAGGAUAUGGUUACUGAGCUCCUUUCGAGAGGUGCAGAACUCGCCGAGCUCCAAUUUUGCAGCACGCUGAGCAAACUCUGGGAAGAAGAGAUGCUGCCUGUGUUUCACACAACGCUUAUUCGGGCAUUCCUGUACUAUAGUGCAGCUUGGUUGUCCGGCGACAGAAACACCCAAAGACUGGCAGAGGCAUAUUCCAAAGGGAUACUUCCUCUGAUUGAUAUUGUUAAUAGCACAAGUGCUACAAGGAUUCAAAGGACUUUAGGUGAGGGAAUUGACAUUUUGUCGAAUAUUGACCGCGUGGAGGACCUUGGAAGCAUCAUUGGUUCGGUUCUACCAGAAAUGGGAAUCCGAUGCGAAGACGUUGGAAUCUUGACAAAGUUCCCCACUUUGCAGCUAUGCUUUGGAAAUGGACCACAACAACUUGCUUUGGACCUGUUUGGCUUCUCUUCUGUUGAAACAUUCCAAAACUUUUCUGCAGUAUCAUUAGAUGUCCAAGAAAUUCUGCGAUCCAGUACCCUUGAAAAUGCAAGGGAGAUUUUUCUACAAGGCGUUCAUGGCCUUUUCUCGCUAGCGUCACUGAGCCGGUUCUCGCUAGGUGCAGAGACAAGAUAUGACCCAACUCUGAAUAUCUUCGGCUUCGCCAGCAAGAAUAAUAGAGUGUUGGGAGAUGGCGAUAGGAAGUCAUUUGACUUCACGAAUGGGGUGGUGGAGUCCCUACUACUGGGGAAACAAGAUACAUCGUUGAUUGCUGAAGCAGCUAUAGUUUGCAACUCGUGGUUGAUGGUCGUUCACAAGCUUCAUCAGAGUGUGAAUGAAUGCAAGUCAGCCUCAAAUCCACUCCAGCCCAUCGAUGAAGCUGUUGCUCUUUGGAUUGGAAGAAGCGACCAUGCGAUGAAGAAUGGUUGGAUGCUAUAUGAAGUUGCAGAACACGCAUCGUCCUAUCUCGGUCUCGAGGAAUCAAAUGUAAAUCAGCGCCUAUUAGUAGAGUUCAAUGCUUUACAGGAGUAUGCAAGGAACUGUGUCGAUGGGGAAGAAACUUUCUUGGAAAUGAGGAAGCGGGUCAACGAAAUCAUUCGUCUAUCUUUGAUCCCUUUGAUACAGAUUCUUUUUGUGAAUCUGUGGCAGGACUACAAGCCUACUGUGCGAGUGUACAGCAGAGCUAUUUUUCCACUUGUUGCUGGUUGUAAUCCAAAGACGCACUCGAACUUGGCAGAUGUGUUCUACUCGAAUUUUGUUUAUUCGGAGCUGAAUGAAACCACGUAUGAUGACAUGACAAUGUUCCUCAAGUGCUCACGAAUAUCCUGCAGUGAUCUGGGCUUCCUAGACGCGUCCAAUCUAGGAUUCCGAUCCUUUGCUGCAAAGCUAUGCGAGAGACUUCAAUGGAAAUCAAAAGGGAAUCAAUUGGUUGGAUACAUUGCAGAAAAUGAUGUGUCUGAGCUAGCCAGAGUCGACCUGGAUAUUCUGGAAGUCAGUAUUCUGAUGAAAAUGGGAGCAGAUGAAGCGGCAGAAGAUCUCUAUCUUUACGGGAAACACAGCGUAUGUGAGGAUAAUGUGCUAUGUAGUGGAGCUUCGAAAGAUCCACUCAGUCUCCACACCAUUGCAAAAAAUGUCGAGACUUCAAACAUGUACCACACAAAUAUGCUUGCCGAUUACUAUGGCCCAUCUUUUGCCAACAAUGUGACGUUUGAAGCCUUUCGAAGGAGCGGAAGUUUCUCGCACGCAUCAUGGGCUGAAUCUUCGGAAGUUGUUGUUCGUAACCUGCAAGUUAUGGUGGCUUUGCCGGCGGUAGUUGGGCUCUUUCAAGCAGCCAUCGGAUAUUGCUACUUUGAAGCGACAGAGGAAUCAGUACAUCAAUGGGACUCUGGGGUCGCUCUGUAUACAGGAGCAAUUGAUGCCUUUUCGAGCGAUGUAGAAUCAACUGAUGGCUUCCUAUUGAGGUCAUUAAGCAAUUCCCUCUGCUCCCAAUUUCAUGUCUGUGACGAAAUGGGACAGUCAAGAUCUAACAAAUACUUGAUUCCGCUCCUCAAAAAGGCUCGCAAGAAUCUGGCCGAUUCCAACUGUCAAAUUGCGAAGAGCAUUCUUGACUCGGGAAUAGUUCCUUUGGCUCAAGUCCCCUUGUUGCAAGGAGUACUUGGGUCCAUCCGCAGUGCUGCCGGUAAGUUAACACAAGAGCCGAGAAAGGAAGCUCUUAUAGGAUUUGUCUAUGCAAGAUCGAUCCUUCCGAUAUUGAACGCUACAAAUACGACGAGCUCGUACACGGUUGAGAACGCAUUUGAAUCGACUCAAAAUUCAAAGGAAUCGGUUGAAGAAACACUUCGCGUCUAUGAAGCAAUAGGUUUUGCCCUACCAGCCUUAGGCAUUGACUGCAAUCUUGUUUACCCCACCUUGUGUGCCUUGCAACACAACAAGUAUGCACUGCCAUUGUAUGUGAAGAACAUUGGAAUUAUUGAUUCAGAUCUUUGUGAGAUCAAGAGCAAGUUGGCUGAUGGCAAACAAGCUGAAGCGCGCAACAUCUACGAGAAUGGGAUGCAUUCAUUCAUCGGAUACGGUGGUGAGAUGAACGAAAACAGUACCAGUUUAAAGAGUCUCGGAACAUACACCACUGCUGACUUCUUCAGCGACCCGCUUCAUGUCCUGUUUUUGCAUUAUGAAACAGCUGUGAAGGGAUCGGAAAGAGAAGUUUCUGCAUUUGGAAACCCUUUCGUUGAAAUGAUGUUUGAUAUGAAUUUAUCACCGCCAGUGAUAGCUGAGUCUAUCCUUGUUUCCAUUGUUUGGAUGCGUGUGGCACACAGUCUUCACAUGGCGCUUGAGACUUGCAAGGCAGACACAGCGGAUUCGAUCUCAGUUGCUUACGGUCUCGACGUUGCAGCUGCCUAUUGGAUUGGCGAGGCAACAAUGGAAAAUGGAAGCGAUGACCAAAUUGGGAACCUGUGGUAUGCUCUGACAGAUGACCUUGCCACGCACUACAACAGCAUUCAUAACCCCAAUGACUCAAUUCUACACCUGUUGGACUUAACAAAAGCACUGAUUCUUACCAACGGUUGCGAGACCAAGUCAUUGAUGUCGUCAAUUAACAAAGUCAUUGCUGAGAUGAAAAUUCCCCUUAUACAAGGACUUAUUCACGGCCUCAAGACAAACGAUCGAGACCUAGUCCGCCUGUACUCUGCUAGUGUUAUUCCUCUGGUCUCAGGUUGCAAUCCUGCCGAUGUUUACUUCUUUGAACAAACUCUUGCAGAAGGCACCAACUAUGACGCUGAUGAAAUCAUUGAUAGAAUCUAUCACAUGCUACCAUGCAUUGAUCUGGAUUGCUCGAAAAUUGGUAUCCACAAAGAUGAUGCAUCAGCCAACGAUUCUAGAUGUUCCGACGUGCUGAAUCCCAGCAAUCUUGGAGAUCACUUCUUGAAGUACUCAAGGUUGGAUUUGGAUUUGCGCGAUAUUGAUAUCAUGCUUCAAAUGGGUUCGAAGCAGGCGGCAGAAGAUAUAUUCUUCCUAGGAAAGCAUUCCAAUAUUAGUCUUUUGAGUCUUGCACACAACUCUGAGUUGCCUGCGGCAGCCCCAAGGUUCGCCUUGUAUAGUGAAUACUUCAAGUCAUUGACCUAUGCUCAUGAUAUGGUGUUGGAUGGAUUUGCAUUUAUGGGAAAUGGACUUUCGCAGACCGAAGCCAGAGUCUCAAUUCUCCGGUUCAGUCAAACUAUUCUACUAGGCCAUACGGCAGUCAAUACCAUUUUUGAAGCUGUGAACAUAUGCGAUGGAUCUGAUAGCGAGGUGGUGGAGGAACCCUGGAAUUCAGCUGCAGCGCUUCUGAUUGGAAGCCUGGAUCGAUCCAGAGAAGUUGACUCAUCGAACUGGUACACUAUUUACGACUUGGCUCAAAAUCUCUGUUCUGAAUUUGCCACUUGCUCCAACGAUGGCAUGGCUUUGGUCAACACGGAGUUGAUGAGUGCUUUGAAUGAUGGCCGCGUGGCUGCUCAACGCAACAACUGCGCGGGAUUGAAAGCCGCCGCAGAGGAGAUUCAAGCUCUUAUUCUGGUUCCGGUAGUCCAAGGACUGUUGAGUGCCGCGAUGAAAUUGUCCACGCCUGGUCGUACGCAAGAAGAUGCCGCUGAAGCGCACGUCUACUCAAAAAACCUGCUUCCACUAAUCCAGCAGAUUGAUCAAGAAGCUGCCAAUUUUAUGGAAUCCACCUUUGUCUUGCGAAAGGAGCUUAAAUUUGAGUCAUCCACUGGAGCUUCUACCUUCAAUAUCAUCUCCGACGUUUUGGAUGGGCUGGGGUUGGACUGUAGUCUUGUGGGGGCCUUGGAAUUUUGCGAGCAUUCAGCCACUCCUCCAGAUGAGCCCUCGGCGUCGUCUCAUAUUCUACCAGCUCUUGGAGGUGUGAUGAUUGUGGUAAUCAUCGCGGCUGCCGCCUUUCUUAUGUACCGACUUUCGAGGAGCGAAGAAUCUGUGGAACCAAAGGACGAGGUUGCGAAUGCUUCGGACAAAAAGUCAGCAGUGGAAGAAGAAGAGGAGCCAUCCUGCAGUGGGCACACACGCAGUGAUGAAAGUGGAAAUGGAAGCAAUUCCAGUAGCCAUUUUCGAGAUAAGUCUUCUUUGUCCAUAGCCGCUUCAGAUGUGCUUCAAAAAGCCGAGGAAAGCAUCAUUGCUGAUCAUCUGGCACCUGUACCUCUUGGGCUCCCCAGUGGAGCCGAGCAGCAGGACGUUCCAAAGAAUCUCGAAAUCAAGAUUAUUGAAUUUGAAGAUUCAGUCUAG